Rhodofomes roseus is the source of this 1800-nucleotide messenger RNA. RefSeq lists its product as uncharacterized. The transcript is spliced from 9 exons. Bases 1 to 1677 code for a protein of 558 amino acids. Gene Ontology annotation, molecular function: NEDD8 activating enzyme activity. Lineage: Eukaryota; Fungi; Basidiomycota; Agaricomycetes; Polyporales; Fomitopsidaceae. The record is from RefSeq and is a predicted model, not a curated record. Gene Ontology annotation, biological process: protein neddylation. Gene Ontology annotation, cellular component: cytoplasm.
AUGAGUGCGGUAAGCGAAUCGCAGGACAUCGAACAGGCCACCGCCGCCAUCGAACAGGCCACCGCCGCCAUCCAACAGCCAGACAACAAGACCAGGCGAUACGAUCGCCAGCUCCGACUCUGGGCCGCAUCCGGCCAGAAUGCCCUCGAGGCAUCCCGCAUCCUCGUCCUCUCCUCCUCCGCAACCGCAACCGCCGUCCUCAAGAACCUCGUCCUCCCCGGCAUCGGCCACUUCACCAUCCUAGACUCCGCCGUCACCUCUCCCGCCGAUGCGGGCAACAACUUCUUCCUCGCAGGCCCCUCCAGCAUCGGCAAGCCCCGCGCACACGAGGCCGUCCCGCUCCUGCGCGAGCUCAACGACAGCGUCGAGGGCGAGGCCGUCGUCAAAGACGUCCGGGAACUCCUCAAGACCGACGAGGGCAGGGCGUUUGUCAGCGGGUUCUCGUUAGUCAUCGCACACAACCUCCGCAAGGACACCCUCGACGAGCUCUCCAAGCUCCUCUGGGCCGAUCACAGCAAUCCGCCACUGAUCGCCGUCCGCUCUGCUGGCUUCCUCGCCGAGUUCUUCAUCCAGUACCACGAGCGAUGCGUCGCACAACCACACACCGACGAUAACGUCCCCUCCCUCCGCAUCAUCCGCCCCUUCCCUGCGCUCUCAAAAUGGGCCAGCGAGCUCGACUUUGACAAGCUGGACCCCACCGAGCACGGGCACGUCCCCUUCGUCAUCAUCCUCGUGCGCGCCGUCGAGGACUGGAAGAAAACGCACGACGGCAAGCUACCCUCGACGACGCCCGAGCGCAAGGCGUUCAAGGAGCAGAUCGCAGCGAUGCGCAAGAAGAUCGACGAAGAGAACUUUGACGAGGCCGAGGCGCAAGUCUGGCGCAUCUGGCGCGAUCCCCCCGUCCCCGGCGCGAUCCAGUCGCUCUUCAGCCUCGCCCCGCCCUCCGACUCGCCCAACGCGGUCUUCCACGCGCUCCUGCAGACCCUCAACGCAUUCGUCGCCGCGCCCGACGGCCCGGGGUGCCUCCCCCUCAGCGGCGCGCUGCCCGACAUGCGCACGGACACGGAGAGCUACGUCCGGCUCCAGACGGUGUACAAGGACUGGGCGGCGGUCGAGAAGGCGAAGUUCAAGGAGCUGCUGCAGAAGGGCUUCCCCGACCUCGCGCCGACGAUCAGCGACGAGGAGAUCGACACGUUCGUCAAGAACGCGCACCACGUCCGUGUGCUGCGCGGCCGGCGCUGGAGCGAGUGGGACGCGGACAAGGAGGCACUCGCCUCGUCGUUGACGAUCUCCCCGCGCGAGACGGCGGCGCACCUCGGUCUGGCAGCGUUGUCGGCACUGCUGAACAAAGCACCGGGUAAGCGUUGUCGUACUGGCACCUCUGACCACGCCUCACGAGGAUGUGUCGCAGAUGGGUCAACCGUGACAGUCGACGGGCUGCGUGCGGAGGUCCAGCAGCUCGUCGGGCAAGACAUCGAGCUCCCAGAGGACGUCGACACUGCCAUCGGAGAGAUCGCCCGCGCGCCGACCGCGGACCUGCCCAACACGGCCGCCUUCCUCGGGGGCAUGGUCGCGCAGGAGGCGAUCAAGAUGAUCACGAAGCAGUACGUGCCCGUGAACGGCUACUGUGUCAUCGACAUGGUCGACAUGUGGACGGGGACGGUCGGCGGACAGUGAACCGUGGUAGUGGGAGAUGGUACGGAUGAAUGAACGCAGUUGCUUACGGAUAGAUCGUCGUGCUAUCGUUGCUGCUUGUACUAACAAUCGCUGCAAGUCAAUUCAUGCGCUGUGAUGCUGCUA